CGCCCCCUUACCGGUCUCGGGCCCGCGCCCGCGCGCCCGCCGCCUGGGAGCGCGCGCCAGGGGGAGCAGCGGGAGCGCGCCCCGCCCCCCUCUAGCUUUCCCCCCCUCAUCCCCACCCGUGAGGAGAGACAUUGAGUGACCGAAGGAGCCAAAGCUCCGGCCGCUCCGAGACCCCGCUCCCCCGCCUGGGGCCCAGCUGGUAAUUUCUGCUGCGUCAACACCCAGCUCAAGGGAGAGGAGAGGAGACAAGGGGGCAUUUUAACAGCAGCUUCACUUGCAAAUAACAAGCCUGAAUUCUGGCUCCAGAAUUAAAAACCUUUCCACCCCCAAAAAAUCAGCAUCUGUGCAAGUUGGACCAAGAGUUUGUCAAGAGUGUGGUUCAAAACUGCUUGGAAAAAGGGAUGAGUUACAGGACAGUUGAUGAACCUUCCAAAGCCUGUUACCAGAAACGCUUUCCCUCCGUUCAUUAAAACAUGUAUGGUGUACCAUGACACCUCGUGGCAUUUAUCUUUACUAAAGAAAACAGUUUUCAACUACUGAGUCUGUGGACGAGAAAACACAAAGAUUCCCAAAUGAAUAACCGAAAGGAAGAUAUGGAGAUUGCCUCCCAUUACCGUCAUCUGCUUCGUGAGCUCAAUGAGCAGAGACAGCAUGGCAUCCUCUGUGAUGUUUGCAUUAUAGUGGAGGGGAAGAUUUUUAAGGCUCACAAAAAUGUUCUGCUCGGGAGCAGCCGCUACUUCAAGACUCUUUACUGCCAGGUGCAGAAGACAUCUGACCAGGCCACAGUCACUCAUUUAGACAUUGUAACUGCACAGGGCUUUAAAGCCAUCAUUGACUUUAUGUAUUCUGCACACUUAGCGUUGACGAGCAGAAAUGUCAUUGAGGUGAUGUCAGCAGCUAGCUAUCUUCAAAUGACUGAUAUUGUACAAGCUUGUCACAAUUUCAUAAAAGCGGCUCUUGACAUAAGUAUAAAGUCUGAUGCCUCAGAUGAUCUUGUUGAUUAUGAACUUGGGGCCGCUUCCAGCAGUAGUACAGAUGCUUUGAUUUCAGCAGUGGUGGCUGGUAGGAGUAUUUCUCCGUGGUUAGCUCGACGAACAAGUCCAGCGAACUCUUCUGGAGAUUCGGCCAUUGCUAGCUGUCAUGAAGGAGGGAGCAGUUAUGGAAAAGAGGAUCAGGAACCAAAAACAGAUAGCCACGAUGACAUUUCAUCCCAGUCUCUUUGGUCCAGUGACAUGAGCUAUGGGUCUUUGCGUAUCAAAGAGGAGCAAAUUUCACCAUCUCACUAUGGAGGGAAUGAAUUGCGUUCUGCCAAGGAUAGUGCAAUACAGAACACUUUCUCAGAACAAGGAGCAGGGGAUGGCUGGCAACCCACUGGACGCAGAAAGAAUAGAAAAAAUAAAGAAACUGUGCGUCAUAUUACACAGCAAGUAGAGACUGACAGCAGGGCAAGCUCUCCAGUGCCAUCUUUUUUAUCUGCCUCAGGAUGGCCAUACAACAAUCGUGACCCAAGUGCUGAUGUGACAGAACCCAGCAAUUCAGAUAACCGAGUGGAGAGAUCAGACCUUUACGCAAAUGUUGAUGAAGCACUCCUAGGAGGUGAUGCUAGCUACCUAUCUCAGCCUCUUACCCCGGAGAAGGAUGAUGCACUUCAGGCUGCGACAGUUGCUAACCUGCGCGCAGCCCUCAUGAGUAAGAACAGCCUGUUAUCUCUGAAAGCUGACAUGCUGGGAGAGGACAGUUCUCUGCUAUUCGAGUACUUACCCAAAGGCACACAUUCUUUAUCUCUAAAUGAAUUCACAGUCAUCAGAAAAAAAUUCAAGUGCCCAUACUGCAGUUUCUCAGCUAUGCAUCAAUGUAUCCUGAAGAGACACAUGCGAUCCCAUACAGGAGAAAGACCCUAUCCUUGUGAAAUCUGUGGGAAAAAAUUCACACGCAGGGAGCACAUGAAACGGCACACCUUGGUUCACAGCAAAGAUAAAAAAUAUGUAUGCAAAGUGUGCAACAGAGUGUUCAUGUCUGCAGCCAGUGUGGGAAUUAAGCAUGGUUCCCGCCGCCAUGGAGUUUGUGCCGAUUGCUCUGGUCGAGGCAUAACAGGCCACUUAGAUCAGAAUGGAGGAGAAGGAUCUCCAGAUGAAUUGUAUCCUGGUGAAGGCCAGUACAUGGAGGAUCCAGAUGACAUGAAGGUGGAGGGAGAUGAAGAGAUGGGGGAUGAUGAUGAUGAUAUAAAAUGGAAAGAUGAUGUAGGAAUUUCACAAGAUGAUGUGAUACUAGAAGAUGACAAAGAAGAUGUCGACUCUCCACAGGAGCAAGAGAACUCUGGAGAGAAUGACAAGGAUUUUACUUGGAUUUCUUAGGGAAACGGGGAAGGUUUUGUUUGUAGGGGGAGGGAGGGAAGACAGAGUGUGCUGGGAAAAACUAAGUAGCCUUGUUGUUGUCCAUGUGUGCAAAAGAGUUGUUUGUGUUUUUUUUAAAACAAGCAAGUCCUUUAUCUGUACCAUUCAGAUACUGUAUUAGUAAGUGUCACUUUUAGUGGCAUCAGUUACACCCCUUCCCCUUCUCCCCCAUGGAAAAAUAUGAUUGUCUGUCUUUGCCUCUCUGUGGGAGCAAAUCAGAUUGCAUGCAAGUGACUUAGAGUUUCUGCAGAUGUGAGCACUGUGAGGGGGGAGAGACGAGGAGACAGUGUAAAGCAUGUUCCUUUUAUAAACCUUCCCCACCCUGAAUUAAAUACCAGGGAGGUUUUGAGUCCCAAACAGUUUUUUUUUGGAAGUUUUGUUUGUUCUAAAUUCACAGCAGCAGUGGACUUACUUACAGACUAGUAUCAUGUAAAUAAACUGACCUGUGUGUUUGAGGGCUUCUCCAUAUAACCCAAGCCUUUCACAAAGAAUUAAUUUAAAUAUUUAAUUUUUUUAAUUUAUGUCUUUUUCUUUUUCUUUUUUUUUUUUAUGGAGCCUGUUAGAUCAAACAGCAAUUCAGGCUGCAGCCUUAAGAGCCCCUUUCAUAACACGGGGUCUUAACUCCCAAAUAGUCCAUCAGGUUAAAGAUCAUGAAAUUACUUGGGCCCACUGGCAUCUUAACAGAAUCCAGUUUUCCAACCUUUUUUAGUUACGUUAUGUGAAAUGAGUGUUGGUGUUUCCAUAAGAUUUCUUUUGCUAUAAAAGACGCAUGUAGUUUAGUACUCAGUUGCUUGGUUUACAUGAAAGUUGUCACCUUUCUCCCUUAGGUGUCAACUAACUGCCUUUUUCAUAUUUAUGUGCAAAUUUUAGUAAAUAUAAGUCGUUUAGCAAAAUGAAUUACAAAUUGUGAUAACUAAAAAAACUAGGGGAGAAAUCCUGGUUCUGAAGUCAGGAUUUCUCCCAAGUUAUAUUAUCAUUCAUCCUUGCCAAGCUAAAACAUUCCUACUUAAUUUGUAGGUGUAGUCCAGAUGUUUAAUUGACUAUGUAAAAUUUCCUUUGUUUCAGCCAGGUUGGUUCCAGGUAAGUAAACCUUCUCUUUUAGAGAACCAGAUUUCUCCACUAGAGUGUCUCCUCUUUCUUAUACAGUAGAGUUUACAUGGGUGUGUUCCAAAUAGUUCAGUUCAUAUUGGCCACUGCUGCCUUCCUAUGACAAUGUUUAAAUAAAAAACUCAAUGAAAGUGUCCUAUUCAUAAUAAAAGCUUCUGCUGUACCUUUCACCUGUAUGCUUUUGGUGCUUAAAAACAAACAAAAAGCUUGAAGACCUCACUGUUUUCUUGCUAUGGAGCAGACUUUUAUAUAACCUGUAUGAAUAUGGUGAUCCUGAAACCUGCCACAAACAAGGCCAAGAGGCAACCAGUUAAAUCUAGGAAGCCAAAUGAUUAAAAGGUGCUAUUUCCCCCCAAUUGUAGGAAAGGCAAUUUCUUGUGGGAAAACCAUAUAAGUCCUUGCAGUGUCAUUUUAAAAAAUGGAAAGCAUGGUUCUGCCCAGGGAGUCAAAUAAAAGCAGAUUUUACUGUACAAAAUCCCGGUAAUCAAAUCUGUAGGUUUUUCAACAAUUCGAUGCCAGGAAUCUCUUCCCAGUGAAGUGUGAUAAUGCAAGAACCUACCCACCUGGACCUUUAGGCAUUGCUCUAUUUGAAGGGUCAUAUCACCAUUGUUAUGUAUUUUAUUCCUUUCUCUGCAAUUAUCUUCAGUUUUCUUGACAAAAAAAAAAUUCACCAAUUUUCCUUUGCAUGUUUUCCUCCUCCCCAAAUUUUGGGACUCCACUCACAGUGGUUUAUACUUUCACAUUGUGCAUAAGCACCAGAAUUCUUGCUGUUCAAGUUUGGUACUUUGUCAGUAAUUUGGAAAAAUGUUUUUCUAAGCCAAUCCAUGUUCUUAGAUCUACUGUUAGCUCGGAGCAAAGCUCUGUGAUCACUUGUCUACACUGCUGCUAAUAUUUAGGAUUGAGAAAGUUACCUGAUAAAAAUGGGCAACCAGAUUCUUUAUAGAUUCAAGGAAUAGUGGGGGAAAGUCAUAUAAAACCAUUUUUAUGAAACUGUAAAAAUCUGUUUUUGCAUUUUAGCUUGUUGUAAAGUCCUAUAACUGUUUUAAAAAAAAACCCAAUAUUUUAAGAUUGGACCUUUAUAUCCCUUUUUCUAAGUGCAAAAGAAAUCAGCAGUUGUGUCCACUCUGUGUUGAUCAUAAAACCAGGCCAUUGUUUCAUGAACUUGACUGCUUUCACCUAGCAGAUAUGCAGGCUGUGGAUUUAUUGCCAUUUAUUCUGUAAAUAUGAAGUUUUUUUCCUAAACUUCCAGCAAUCACUUGUUACAUGUAGACAAAUACAUACAGUACUUUAAAGAUACCUGUAGCUUGGCUUUUUAUAUAUUAAAUCUAUUUAAAACUGGAGAAAGGAAAAAAAAAAACACCCAAAACCACAAACCUUCAGUUUCUACAUUCCACUUUCUGUCCACCCUGACUCCACUAUACAAAUUCACUGUCUUCAGCUAGUAUGUUUUAGGGAGAAACAAAAGGUAUUGAUCCUGAGUUGACCUUUUCCCUUGUCCCUGCCACCCUUUUGGGCAAACUUGAUUUUGUAUUAAUAUUUUGGGGUGCUUAGCUUUAUUUCGUGUUUUAUUUGGAAAUAUUUUAUAUUGCCUUUUUCUUUUCCUUUUUUUUUAAUGGUGGACAAUAAGCCAAAUGGCUUUCAUAAAUGUUUUCUACUUGUGCCACUUCUGUGCUCUUCAAACUGAGGAUUCAAAAAAAAAAUAAAAACCCACAAAAAGCUAACUUGUUAUAAUGUUAAAAUUAUAAUAUAGCACAUGCGUCUAUAUUACUAAUUUACACUAAAUAAAUAUAUAUACCAAAUAAAUCAUUCUAAUAUGUGAUGUAUCCUUUUAAGUGCUUUGUUUUUGAUGGAGGUGUGCAGAUUUGGAAAUUAAAAACCUUUCAGGAAUUUCUUUUUAAACUUUCACACCCUAUAGGGGAGAGACAUGGGAUUUUCUUUUUGAAAGACAGUGAGUUUUAAAACAGUGAUACUUUCUAUCAAAUGGAAAGGGAGGCUCUCUAUACAACUUUACCAGUUACUUCACUUCUGUGUUAUAAACUGAAAUCUGAAGCUGCACUGUGUUUAACUGCAGGGAUAAUCUAUGUAACAAUUAAAAGAAAUCAGAUUUGAAAACAGGAAAUUAAGCAUGGAAAGAGACCAGCAAUGUCCAGGUCCAUCCCCAGGCUCAAUCCCACAAAGACGUAAGCAAAUGCACAACUUUGUGCAGGUGUUUGACUUUCUAAAUUUGGGGGGCCAGGUUAGAGUUUACCAACCAUUGCUCACAUUUUUCUGUGUCCAAAUACUUGUGUAAUUUGCUGCCUAUAUAAAUUUCUAUCUUUGCUGUUCUGUGUAAAGAAAUUCUGCUUAAAUGUUGUUCUAUCCAACACUAGCUCAAAUAAUCUUUAGCAUCCUCUCUUAUAUUUCCCUUCAGGAAUGUGUAUAUUUUACUGAGGUUCCCUUUUUAAAUUUCAUUUUCUUUAAAAAAUAAAAUGCAGAUUUAGUUUCAGAAAAUAACUCUGUUAAAAAUGAAAAAUUAAGACAUUUGAUCUCAGUGGAAAUGUGGGUAAUUUUUUUUUAAAAUGUCUAUGUAAUGUGUAAUCACUGUACCCUGAAUCUUUCUUAUUCUCAUCUUUUUUAUAUAUAAAACGGGGCCAGGACUAAAAAGAGCAUUUCAAAUGCAGCUUUGCUAAUUUCUCCUGCAGUUCAAUGAUUGAAUGCAUUUCUUCAGUUUUAUAUACACUAUCUAUGCAGCUCAGAAUAAAUACCUAGAGAAUGCUAAAUGAUGCAGUAGGUUAGACCUUUGUAUAAUACUGCAUUAAAAGCUUUCUUGAACAAUACAGGCAACUUAGGUUCUUGACUUCUCCUUCCUGUCAACUUUUUGUUUCUUUCAAAAAGUCUUUUUUAAAAAAAUCCUAAUUUAUAUAUAUUUGAGUAUUGUUUCUUUAUAUAUUAAAGUUUAAGGUCACCAUAAAACCUCACAAAGAUACAGAAUGAUUUUUCAGGGAGAUGAGAAGGGGGACAUGUCUCAUGAAGGUUUUCGAAGUGACUAGUUCUUUUUAAAAACAAAUAGUGUUUGGACUAUCAAAGGAAUAUUUUCUUAUCAAAAGGAAACCUACUUUAGCAUUAGGUCCCAUUUUAUGUUUUGUAUCUUGAAUUAUGCCUUUAAAUGUUCUGCAACUCCAAAGUGAAAAUCGCAUUCAGUUGACUUUUUAUAUAUAUGUAUGUUUGGGAAUUUAUUACUUUGGGUUAUGUGUCAAACUCUUGUUCCUGAUAAAGUUAUAUAUUUUGACUCUCAAUUUGCAGUAGAGCGUUGAGUCAGAACACUGCCAUCUUUGAAUAGGCACCUCUGUGAAAAAGAUCCACCUUAAUGCUUCCAAUUUUGCACAUCAUCCUUUAAAAAAGAAAAAAAAACUCCAAGAAAAUGCAAAAACUGGAAUUUUUUGCAAUAUUAUGAAAGAUAAUCUUAUUUUAGCUCAUUCUGUGACAUGUGCAACUCUUAAGAAAGCCAUACUUAAUGGUUCUUUUUAUUUUUAGAUUCUAUAUUGUGUUUUGAAUUUCUGCCUUUUUUAGAAUUUCUGCAUAGUAAGAGUGCUGUGUGUAUGCUUUCAUAUAUAUUUAUUUUUCAACAUGCUUUAAACCUGUCUACAAAAAUAAAACUAAAAAUAAAAAAAAAUAAAAAAACACCAAGACAGUGUUUGAAGAUUGUUGACUAUUUUUUUUGCUGGGAAUAUUCUAUAUUAUACUGACUUUAUAUUAAUUAUUAUAAACCUGUGUUUGUAUUGGAGAUGUGUUUAAUAUUUUGGGGAGGUGGGGAGAUUUUAGUAAUCAGAAGUCAGUGGGAGAACAUGACUGUGUGUUGUACUGAUUUUCUGUAAAUGUAGUUCAGGUAAAUAUUACCUUAUUUUCUAGUUGAUCUCACAGUUUCUUGUCUGCCUAGGCAUGCCAAAGGUAUGCCUAUCGAUUAUGAUUACUUUAUGUGACGGGAUUAGCUUAGACAUACUUGCAAAAAUCAAUCAGUUUUAAUAAAUUGGGAAAUUGCUGCUAAAA
Molecule: messenger RNA, 7526 nt
Organism: Mauremys mutica (yellowpond turtle)
Lineage: Eukaryota; Metazoa; Chordata; Testudines; Geoemydidae
Gene: ZBTB46
Product: zinc finger and BTB domain containing 46
Exons: 7
Coding region: 573-2354 (593 amino acids)
Biological process (GO): regulation of transcription by RNA polymerase II
Molecular function (GO): RNA polymerase II cis-regulatory region sequence-specific DNA binding; DNA-binding transcription factor activity, RNA polymerase II-specific; protein binding
Source: RefSeq, a predicted model, not a curated record